UGUUUCCUGGAUCUGGUGCUUAAGGUGAUUAUGAGUGAACAGCAGGGCCGCGUGAACAGCCUAUUCCUGAACGAGGACUCCACCAAGCAGCACAGCAGUGAGGGCUGGAUUCAGCACUUCCAGCAGGCAGUGCAGAAGCGGACAGCGCGGGCCAAGAAACGGAUGUCCACUAUCACUAAGGACAAUGCCAAAGGCUUUCUCAGGAGAAAUGCUUUCGUCCUUUUCACCAUCGCUGCUGUUGUACUAGGGAUCAUUCUGGCCUUUGCUCUCCGACCCUACAAGCUGACCUAUCGCCAAAUCAAGUAUUUUUCCUUCCCUGGAGAGUUGUUGAUGCGGAUGCUCCAAAUGCUGGUUCUUCCCCUCAUUGUCUCCAGCCUGGUCACGGGUAUGGCCUCACUGGAUGGUAAAGCUUCAGGAAAAAUGGGAAUGCGGGCUGUAAUUUACUACAUGGUGACCACCAUCAUAGCAGUCUUCAUUGGCAUACUUAUGGUGAUCAUCAUCCAUCCAGGCAAAGGAAGCAAGGACAAACUCCAUCGGGAGGGCAAAAUUGAGCAGGUGCAAACAACUGAUGCCUUCAUGGACCUGGUAAGGAAUAUGUUCCCACCUAAUCUAGUGGAAGCCUGCUUCAAACAGUACAAGACCCAGUACAACACCAGGGUCGUCACCAGAACCGUCCUCCACAACAGCACCGCCACAGCAGAUGCCACCACCACUCAGAUCUCUGUGCCUGAGAAUGUCACUGGCAUCCUGGAGAAUGUCACACAUGCACUCGGGAGCAUCCAGGAGGUGCUGACCUUUGAGGAGAUCAUUCCUGUCCCUGGCUCAGCAAAUGGGGUGAACGCACUGGGACUGGUCGUAUUCUCUGUGUGUUUUGGUUUAGUAAUCGGCGGCAUGAAACAGAAGGGACGGGCCCUGCAGGAGUUCUUCAACUGCCUCAAUGAAGCCAUCAUGAAGCUGGUGGCCAUUAUCAUCUGGUAUGCCCCAGUUGGGAUAAUGUUUUUAAUUGCUGGAAAAAUUCUGGAGAUGGAUGACUUAGCAGUGAUGGGGGGCCAACUGGGGAUGUACACAGUCACUGUCAUCGUGGGACUGCUCAUCCAUGCCCUUUGUGUCUUGCCGCUGCUGUACUUCAUCGUCACCCAGAAGAAUCCCUGGGUUUUCAUUGGAGGCCUUCUACAGGCUCUUAUCACUGCACUUGGCACCUCCUCAAGCUCGGCCACUCUCCCCAUCACAUUCAGGUGCUUAGAAGGAAACAUUGGAGUGGAUAGGCGUGUAACUAGAUUUGUUCUGCCUGUGGGAGCAACUAUUAACAUGGAUGGCACAGCUCUGUAUGAGGCCCUGGCAGCCAUCUUCAUCGCACAAGUCAACAAUUAUGAACUUGACUUCGGGCAGAUCAUCACAAUAAGCAUCACUGCCACAGCAGCCAGUAUUGGAGCAGCAGGCAUCCCGCAGGCAGGCCUAGUGACGAUGGUUAUAGUAUUGACAUCAGUGGGGCUGCCAACAGAGGACAUCACGCUGAUCAUCGCUGUGGACUGGUUUCUGGACCGUCUCAGAACAGCCACCAAUGUACUGGGGGAUUCUCUGGGAGCUGGCAUAGUGGAACACUUGUCUCGGCAUGAGCUGGAAGCACAAGACAGUGAGCUUGAUAACUCUGUGAUUGAGGAUAAUGAAAAGCCCUACCACCUGAUCUUCCAGGAUAAUGAAACCCACAAACAUCGCAGCAGCGAGACAACAAUGUGAAACCAGGGAGCAGAGUACAGAUUAUUAAACCUCUAAAAAGUCAAGACUCAAAACAAACUUCAACAAUGGAGAAUGGAAAAAAGAAAUACACCCAGAACCAAACUUUUCUCCCUCCCCAACAUUUCUACAAGAAGCCUGUCUUCCCUGUCUCUUAAAUUGAGGCUAAAGAGAAACAUUAAACCCUUUCCUUAUUUAGAAUUGGAUGUUUUUCUGAUGUUCCUGUUAGAGAAGCAGGACUAACAAGUGGUAUCUUUGUGCUCCACCCCAGACUAGGUUAGGAAUGAGAGGAAUGAGCAAUUAGAUUAGGAACUUCCUCCUCUGUCUUAUUAGGCAAAACGUUGGCACACCCUCAUCUCCUCUCUCUUAGCCCCCAUUUAACUGAGCCACCACGUUUCUUUAACUUCCUUCUUCAUGUUUGUUUCCUUGACAUGCCUUUACCUGGCAUGUCAAGGAUUAAAGACCAAGACAAUGAUCUGCUUAGAAUUAUUUGCCAUUUUGGAGUCUCCAGUUAGAACCUGGUUGCUUCCAUGUUAUAUUCCCAUCAUUACACUCUUUGUUUUUUGUGAAAGCCUGGCUCUCCAACUCCUGUUGGAAUAAUUCAGGAAUUAUACCUGAAUAAGUAACUGUCAGUGGGAGAGCUGGCCUGGGAACACACUUGAUUCUAAGCUGAAACACUAACCAAACUUAUAACUGGAGCUAGAUCAGUGACUGGACUGUCACUUGGGUCAUGCUGAGGCACUGCCAUGGUAUUCUCAAUGUUUUGUAUUCCUACAGGGACACAGAGCCAAACAAUGGUCCAGGCUUCCAUUGGUGUUUGGGCAUUAUGUUUACAUGGUUGGCAUGUACCGUAUAAUCACUAUAUAGACCCUUCUUAUCAAUGUUGAAUGACAAUUAUAUUUGUGUGUGCAUUGCAAGAGAAGUGAUAAGUGUUCUAGCAAAGAAGUUAAGGUGCCUCUCUAUGGCUCUAGAAGCAUGAUAUUAGGCCCUGCUCUGGAUCUGUGCCAAAGGAUGCUCCCAGUCAACUCAGCUUUUAAUGGGCACCUGGUCAUUCAGGCUGGGAAGUCAAAAGCUGCCAAACAUCACUUGCUUUUGUGCCAUUGACUACAGAAACUAACACACCUUAACCAUGCUAGCCUGAAGGGCCACUCAGCUGAACUAAACCUUUGACUUUUUUAUAGUAACAUAACAACUGCCAAUCAUAACACAAUAGUUAAUGGCUCCAGAGAACCUCCCAGGCAGGUAUCAAUGCCACGUGCUUCCCAAGGGAUGAAUACUGAAUAACAGAUGUGGACUUCUUAUUUGUUUGACCCAGGACAAAAUAUUACUGUAUAAAGUAAUCUAAGAACAUGGGGUAACCUGGCAAAAGAGGAGAGGGUUGACUGAUUACUGUUCUAUCUAAGCAGUAGCCUACAGGUGGGCAAAAUGAUUUACCCAAUAGAAUGGAUAACUUUCACCCAAGACUCAACUCUCCUUUAUUUUCAUUUAUUUUGUCAAAUAUUGACUAAGAGUUUUACUUUUUAAUACAGUUCUUCCCUUACCAAAAGGCCAUAAGUGGAAAACCAGAGCGUAGGCAGCUGCUUGCUUUCAUAAGGCAGCUGGCCUGUUUUCCCAGCCCAGGAAGACUCAUUGCUAAGUCCAAGUCUCUUCCAGGAAAGUUUUAUUCUAAAACUUAAACUUAAAAUGUAAGCAAGCUAUCAAACAAGGUAGUCUGUCUACCAAUCUACCCUUUACCAUUCCAAAGACUCCCUCCUCUCAGUCAUCCAGCUGCUGGAUUUACUGCAGAUGCUUAGCUCUCAGUCUUUUGUAGGAAACACCUAACCACUUACUAAUAGGGCUGUGCGAAGCUUCGGGUGGUGAUUCGAUUUGGAGGAGAUUCAGCCUGAUUCGGUGGCCGAAUCACCGAAUCCGAAUCGAAUCGGGGAAUCAAUUUAAAGAACCAAAUCGGUUCAAAGCUCUCCGAAUCUUCAGAAAAGCUCAGGAAGCUUGU
Messenger RNA from Alligator sinensis (Chinese alligator), 3724 nucleotides. RefSeq names its product excitatory amino acid transporter 1. Gene Ontology annotation, molecular function: neutral L-amino acid transmembrane transporter activity; L-glutamate transmembrane transporter activity; glutamate:sodium symporter activity. The record is from RefSeq and is a predicted model, not a curated record. The transcript is spliced from 9 exons. Gene Ontology annotation, cellular component: plasma membrane. The coding region runs from base 31 to 1737 and encodes 568 amino acids. Gene Ontology annotation, biological process: L-glutamate transmembrane transport. Lineage: Eukaryota; Metazoa; Chordata; Crocodylia; Alligatoridae.